UUGGCUGAUAAGACCAGCAUUGCCAGCCUCAGCCAAGACAUCCUAGCGUACGUGGCAACGCUAGAGAUUAGGUACGGCGAAAAGGAACAGGAGGUAACGGCCUUAAAGCUUAAGUGUGCGCAGCUGGAGCUUUCGGUUGCUCAAGCCCAGACCCUACCUGCCCAUCCUAUCCCCUGUGUGGCCUCUUCAACUUCUUCUGCUGACAGCUAUGCCUCCAGAUUGAAGCUGCCUAAGGGUAAGCCACCACUCUGUGUCCAGUCCAAGGGCCCGGCUGUAAUUGUUUACCCAAACAAUGAGGCGAUAAAGUCGUCGGAUGAGACCAAAACCGAGUUGCAGAAGGCAGUUCAGCCUGGCACCCAGGGCAUAAAAAUUCACAGUGUACGGAAAGUUGGGAACUCCGGCAUUGUGGUACAGACAGCGACUGUCGAGGCUGCCCAGAAAUUGAAGGCAGCGGUUCCGCCAUCUUUAAAGGUUUCCGACCCGAAAAGUAGGCGCCCACUGGUAGCAGCGCGCAAUUUGCGCUCGGACCCACCAGCCACUGACUUCCUAGAAGACUUGUACAGGAUCAAUCUGAGUGAUGACCCGGACUGGCCUAAGGACAAGUUCAAUGAGUCCUGCAGAGUUGCCUUCAAGAAGGGCCGCAGAAAUGGACCACGCACCACAGUAGUUAUGGAGUGCACAUCUGCGUUGCGUGAUAAAUUGUUCGGCCUUGGCAGCGUCUUUAUUGGUUGGGACGAAGCAGCAAUACGGCCAUCCGGAGAAGCAUUGCAGGGCGGCAUCGAUGGUGUGCGGCAAAUGUGGCGAGACUGGGCAUCGUGCCGCAGAGUGCCAGUCGGCUACACAGUGUUGCGCCACAUGCAAGCGCUUUAA
Molecule: messenger RNA, 870 nt
Organism: Parnassius apollo (apollo)
Lineage: Eukaryota; Metazoa; Arthropoda; Insecta; Lepidoptera; Papilionidae
Source: the annotation of a GenBank genome assembly